Molecule: messenger RNA, 1460 nt
Organism: Aspergillus costaricaensis CBS 115574
Lineage: Eukaryota; Fungi; Ascomycota; Eurotiomycetes; Eurotiales; Aspergillaceae
Exons: 2
Coding region: 285-1460 (391 amino acids)
Source: RefSeq, a predicted model, not a curated record
UUUUCGGCGGCUGCUCGUCCAUUCUGCUCACUGAGUGUCUUCAAUUCUGCCCUUUUCCGUCCGUGACGGAGCUGGUCACUAUCCCCGUUGCAUAGACUAACCAGUUUGUCUAGCGAUACACCACAUCGUGCGAUCCACAUUCCAACCAUCUACCAUCUACAUAGUAUCCCGACCGAUCGGAAUCCAGAUAAGAAGAACCAUAAACUCGAUCUCACACUGACAACCUCGAUAAAGAGUCCCGUCUAGAGCUCCAAGCUCUUGACGGCUCUUCAACCCCAACAACCAUGCCUCCCAUCCACCCCUCUGCCACGCUCCUCCCCGCCAGCACCCAAAACACCAUCACCACCUCAGAGCAACACGACCAAAAUGCCGCUCCUCACACCCACCUCUUCGGCCGCUCCAGCACAACCUGGGCCCCAGGCUCCGGCACCGUCGAACCAAGCCACAUCAACAUGAAAGGCCUAAUGGCGCUCUUCGCCAUCUUGGGCGCCGCCUUCGUCCUCGCCGCAAUCUGGUUCUUCUUCUGGGCCAAAAACGGCGGAUUCAUCUGGCGCAAAGGCGACUGGGAAGAAUACAAAUCGACCGUUCUCCGCCGCAAAGGCCCCGACGGGCGCACCUUAUCCAACGCCACGAAAAGUACCAAACUCGGCGGCGGCAGCGUCUACCACAAAGGCUACAGCGACGACGGCUACACCUACACCGACGAAACCGCCACCAACCUGACCGAAAAGACCGGCGUAACGGGGGCUACCUCCGCCGAGAAAGAACGUAAACGGCGCCGCAAGCUCCGCGAGAAAUUCCGUCGUCGGCGCAAGGACGACGAAAUGACCGCGAACUGGGAAAACGAAGUCGACGAGGACGUUGCCGCGUACAGAAAGGAAAAAGCCGCCCGUGUCGGGGGCAUUAAUCGCGAAGGAGAGGGAACCUACUACGGCAGUGACUACGACCUCUCCAACCCAGCAAGUCAUUACAACCAGAGCGAAAUCAGCGGAAGUCAGGUCCGCGAUUACGCUUAUGAUCCGGCUCCUGCCCCCGCCAAAGCGCCAUCCCGGAAACAGAGCAGACGACGUGACUUCUCCUUCGUACCCGGCAGCGAGGAUACCCUUAGCCAGGCACCGACCCGCGACGACCACCACGACCGCCGUCACAGCCGCGAACCCUCGGCGAGAAGACAUAACCGUCGGCGUGAACGACGCAGGAAUCCCCCGCCGAGUGAGUCCUCCGGAUCACGGACUAGUAGUCCCCGCAAGCGGGAGAGACAGUCCGUGCGGGGCCACUACACGGAACCGUUGGAUUUCUCGUCGUCGGCGCCGUCGAGGUCCGAGUAUCAGUAUUCGAAUGUGGAUACGGAGGAUACGGGGACUAGGAGUUAUCAUCAUCCGAUUCCGGGGUUGAGUAAGGGGUAUAGAAGGGAGGGAGGGCGUGGGAGGAGAAGGGACAGCUUGAGUGAGAGUGAUUGA